AUGGAAACAAUAGAUUGUGAAAUCAGCUUACUUGUGGAUCCUGAGACUUGCAGUAUAUGUUUCAAUGAUGAUUUCAAAUCUGAGCAAAUGUAUUAUGUUGCUUUAUGCAAUCAUAAAUUCUGUUUGGAAUGCAUGAAACGAUAUAUAGAAGUGAGGCUUCUAGAGGGAACUGUACUGAUAUGUCCUUAUUAUCAAUGUGAGUCUAAGCUGACUCUUAAAAGUUGUUUUCAUAUUUUGACAUCUAAACUAAAAGCGAUGUGGGAACAAAAGAUUGAAGAGGAAUCCAUUCCAGUAACGGAGAGAUUUUAUUGCCCGAACCCGAGGUGCUCGGCUUUAAUGUCGAAAAUCGAGCUCUCUAAAUCUACCUUAGAAGAUGGAUUUGUGAGAUGCUUCCAAUGCGGGGAGCGCUUUUGCAUUAACUGCAAAGUUUCAUGGCAAAGUAACUUGUCAUGUGACAAUUGCAAGAAAUUGGGUAAUAAUCCUACAUCAGAUGAUAAGAUGCUAAAAGUUCUUGCAAAUGAGAAAAAGUGGCGCCAAUGUGAAAAGUGCCAACAUAUGAUCAAACUUUCGGAAGGAUGCAUCCAUGUAACUUGCAUGUAUCUCUCAAAUCAUUUUCUUAAUUAUAAUCCAUUCAAAUUUUGA
Arabidopsis thaliana (thale cress) is the source of this 642-nucleotide messenger RNA. RefSeq names its product RING/U-box protein. Gene Ontology annotation, biological process: protein ubiquitination. NCBI's taxonomy places the organism in Eukaryota, Viridiplantae, Streptophyta, Magnoliopsida, Brassicales, Brassicaceae. The record is from RefSeq and is marked reviewed. Bases 1 to 642 code for a protein of 213 amino acids. The transcript has a single exon. Gene Ontology annotation, molecular function: ubiquitin protein ligase activity; ubiquitin-protein transferase activity; zinc ion binding.